AUGAACUCUCGAGCCGUGCAUCUCGAGGUUGCUAGGUCCUUCGAAACAGAUGACUUCAUUUUGCUGCUGAUGAGAUUACUAAACCGAAGAAGGGGACAUGUGAAGGAGCUUCGCUCCGAUAAUGGAUCGAACUUUGUUGGGGCUGACCGGGAGAUUAAAGAGGCUAUUGAUAAAAUCGACAAUGAGAAAGUGGGUAGAGAGUUGUCACAGAGUGGCUGUAAGUGGGUGUUUCACCCUGCAGUGGCAUCACACAUGUCAGGAGUUUGGGAAAUACUUGUGAAAACUGUAAAGAGGAGCCUGAAGGCUAUCCUUGGAAAAUACCUUAUCAACGAAGAAGUACUCCAAACAGUGUUUACGGAAGAUGAACGAAUUACUAACUCCAGACCAUUGACAAGAAAUUCAUCAAACUUGAAUGACGACGAACCUCUCACACCCAGCCAUUUCUUAAACAUCCGUCCCACAGUGAAUCUACCCCCAGAAAUGGUUGAUGACAGUGACAAGUUUAGUGAAAGCGAUUGCGCCAGGCACAGCUACUGGCUAACCAUUAUUGGAAGCGUUGGCUCAGGGAGUACAUCCCCUCACUACAAGAACGUCAGAAGUGGCACAAAGCCCGAAGGAACUUGA
Messenger RNA from Stylophora pistillata, 624 nucleotides. RefSeq lists its product as uncharacterized. The record is from RefSeq and is a predicted model, not a curated record. NCBI's taxonomy places the organism in Eukaryota, Metazoa, Cnidaria, Anthozoa, Scleractinia, Pocilloporidae.